This is a messenger RNA of Thermothielavioides terrestris NRRL 8126, 1457 nucleotides long. RefSeq names its product glycoside hydrolase family 16 protein. NCBI's taxonomy places the organism in Eukaryota, Fungi, Ascomycota, Sordariomycetes, Sordariales, Chaetomiaceae. Gene Ontology annotation, molecular function: hydrolase activity, hydrolyzing O-glycosyl compounds. The transcript has 3 exons. Bases 360 to 1211 code for a protein of 283 amino acids. Gene Ontology annotation, biological process: carbohydrate metabolic process. The record is from RefSeq and is a predicted model, not a curated record.
CGCCCCCCUUCACGGGGUCUAGACACUGCAGGGUAGCAUGCCAUGUGGCGCCUCCCACAUUACCUACACUAGUGUAGAUAGCUACCUCUACCCUUGUUCUCGGUGAAAGUUCCUUUCUGAUUGCUCUCAACAUCCGGGGGAAGGAUCAUUUAAGGACUUGUCGAGUUCGCGAUCUCCUCGAUUCUUUCCUUCCAGAUCGUCGUCGCUCCUUGCCGAUCCAGGACGCACACAGACACAUUCCUUUCGCAACUACACUCCAUUUUGCCAUUCCAGACGAAGCUUGCUUCAUCUGUUCGUUCCCCUGUAUAUACUUGAUUGCUUAGUGUACUGCUUGUCAGACUUAUACUCCAUCAAUCACGAUGCGCUUCACUUCUUCCAUCGGCCUCCUCCCCGUCCUGGGCACCGCCGUCUCGGCCUGGGACGCCCCGAGCUAUAGCGGAUACACUCUGGUGUGGUCCGAUAACUUUGCCGGCCCCAGCGGCAGCCUCCCCAACCAAAACAACUGGAACAUCAUCAGCGGCAACCUGGGCGUCAAUGGGGAGCUCGAGACGUACGUGGCGGACCCGCACGAGGUGCAGACCAGCGGCGGCAACACGGUGCAGCUCGUCCCCUGGCUCGACGGGUCGUCGUGGACCUCGGGCCGCAUCGAGUCCAAGUACACGUUCACGCCGCAGGCGGGCAAGAAGACCAUGGUCGAGGCCCCGAUCCGGUUUGGCAGCAACGACAUCAGCACGAAGCAGGGCAUUUGGCCCGCCUUCUGGCUGCUUGGCGACUCGAUCCGCCACGGCACCGCGUGGCCGGAGUGCGGCGAGCUGGACAUCCUCGAGACCAUCGACGGGCAGCUCACCGGCUACGGAACCGCGCACUGUGAUGUCACCCCCGGCGGCAUCUGCAACGAGCCCAACGGGAUCGGCGGGAGCAUCGGCAUGCCCAGCCAGGACUGGCAGACCUGGCGCCUGGUGUGGGACCGCACGACCGGCAACUGGCAGACCGAGACCAUCACCUGGUACAUGAACGGCCAGCAGUUCCACCAGAUCUCGGGCUCCCGGAUCGGCGACCAGAACGUGUGGAACAGCCUGGCCGCCAGCCCGCUGUACUUCAUCCUGAACGUUGCCGUCGGCGGUAACUGGCCCGGAUACCCCAACAGCCAGACGCAGGGUGGCUACGGUGCCAUGAUGGAGGUCGGUUAUGUCGCCCACUAUUCGUCUUAACUGGCCAUUUUUUGGGAUACCCCCUUUUGAGUGAGUGGCUUGUGUGCGCUUGGUCACAAGCCACCUCAGCUCAUGGCAAAGACUUUCGUUUCUUGUGUACAUAUAUAUAUAUAUGUACGUUCUUCGUUUUUCCCGCACUGCACCUAUUUGGUCGGUUGCGGCGUUCUUGCAUAUAUAACCUUGCACACUGUCGUGUGCUUCAUCGAAUUCGCACAUUUCGCUGUGUAUAGUUGUCCCAACUGACCG